Molecule: messenger RNA, 1413 nt
Organism: Aspergillus steynii IBT 23096
Lineage: Eukaryota; Fungi; Ascomycota; Eurotiomycetes; Eurotiales; Aspergillaceae
Product: putative UV excision repair protein (RadW)
Exons: 7
Coding region: 169-1323 (384 amino acids)
Biological process (GO): nucleotide-excision repair; proteasome-mediated ubiquitin-dependent protein catabolic process
Cellular component (GO): nucleoplasm; cytosol
Molecular function (GO): ubiquitin binding; polyubiquitin modification-dependent protein binding; proteasome binding
Source: RefSeq, a predicted model, not a curated record
UUCGCAGUCGAUCUGAUCCAUCUUCCACCCCGCGAUCUUCUGCUUCCUCGAUCCAUUGCCAUCCCACCCGUUCCAUCAAAUCCCCCCCGUCAUCGUCUCAUCCAUCUUUGAGUGUCUUUGGUUCCCCUUUGUCUUUCAAAGCCAUCUCUGCUCUUCCGGUGGCGCAAGAUGAAGCUCACGUUCAAAGAUCUGAAACAACAGAAGUUUGUUAUCGAUGCAGAGCCAUCCGAGACGGUCGGGCAAGUGAAGGAGAAGAUUUCCCAGGAGAAGGGCUGGGAAGUUCCUCAACUGAAACUGAUCUACUCCGGAAAAAUCCUGCAAGAUGACAAAACCAUCGAAACGUACAACAUUGAGGAGAAGGGCUUUAUAGUGUGUAUGGUGUCCAAGCCCAAGGGCUCGUCCUCCACGGCCACUCCUUCGCAAGCUCCCUCCACACCCUCAAGAGCCGCUGCCUCGACGCCAGCUGCACCUUCCGCCCCGGCUCCAUCUACGAACACUUCUGCUCCGGCUGUCCCCGCGACCCCGUCUCCGGCUGCCGCCAAUACCGCCCAGUCGCAAUCGUCGUUCAAUGAUCCCUCCACCCUGUUAAGUGGCACCCAGAGUGAGCCAGUUAUCGCUCAAAUGGAAAGCAUGGGUUUCCCGAGAUCCGACAUCAACCGUGCGAUGAGAGCCGCGUUCUUUAAUCCCGAUCGCGCCAUCGAAUAUCUUUUGAACGGAAUCCCAGAGAACAUCCAACAGGAGCAGCAGCAACAGCAGCAGCAACAGCAGCAGCAACAGCAACAGGCUGCCGCUGCCGCCUCGCAAGAUGCACCCCCUGCCUCCGGAGAAAGCGCCCCCACCACGACCGGCGUUGACGAGCCCGUCAAUCUUUUCGAGGCGGCCGCUCAGGCCGGUGGCCAGGAGGGCGGCCGUGGGGCUCGCAGCGGAGGUGCUCCAGCAGCCGGUGGCGAAGGGCUGCCUAACCUUGAUUUUCUCCGGAAUAACCCGCACUUCCAGCAGCUGCGCCAGCUGGUCCAACAGCAGCCGCAGAUGCUCGAGCCCAUCCUCCAGCAGGUCGCCGCUGGCAAUCCCCAAAUUGCGCAGCUUAUUGGACAGAACGAGGAACAAUUCCUUCAGCUUCUGAGCGAAGAGGAUGAUGCCGCACUGCCCCCCGGCACGCAUCAAAUCCACGUGACUGAAGAAGAAAGAGAUGCUAUUGAACGUCUCUGCCGCCUCGGUUUCUCACGCGAUCUGGUUAUCCAGGCGUAUUUUGCCUGCGAUAAGAACGAAGAGUUGGCAGCAAACUACUUGUUCGAGAACCCCGACGACCCCGACGACCUAUGAUACCGAUUUCGGGACUCGGCCACAGGAGGUUCGGUCAUACGAUGCGGUGACUUUCCUUUGUUUCUCUUCAUAACGAUUUUUUUUUUGUUU